Messenger RNA from Dermatophagoides pteronyssinus (European house dust mite), 2379 nucleotides. RefSeq lists its product as uncharacterized. The record is from RefSeq and is a predicted model, not a curated record. NCBI's taxonomy places the organism in Eukaryota, Metazoa, Arthropoda, Arachnida, Sarcoptiformes, Pyroglyphidae. Gene Ontology annotation, molecular function: nucleic acid binding; zinc ion binding.
GAUGGCGCGUCUAGCGCCAGCAGACUUUCUGGUGACAUUUAGUCACCAGUGUUGUAUAUAAUAGACGAUGAUUUGGUAUAAUAAAGCAUUGUUGUUAUUUUUGCCAACAGGCUUGUGUUAUUAUUAUUUGAUGUUCUUUCUGGUGUCAGGAUGGAUUUAACGAACAUUCGUAGACAGAUCCAGAUUGUUUAUGCGAGGGUUGCUUCAAGAACAGUAACGGCCUCUGAUGGUACAUCGGUCAUGGAAUUAGCCAACAAAAUGGUUGAUUUGGAAAAAGCUGGCGAAUUAAAAACUGAUGAAGAUAUUAAAAAAUCGUCCAAGUGUCAUGCUAUGGUGGGCGAGAUUUUGGAUUUUCUGGAUCGUGAACGUAAUCGAAGUGCGAUCAAAUUAGAGAAGCUACAGCUUCGGUUCUCUGGGCGUCCGUCGGAUUGGCCAAAAUUCAAGGCUUUGUUACUGAAAACAUUAUCAUCAUGCCCAUGGUCUGUCGAAGAAAAACAUCUAUUGUUGGAAAAUGCUUUACCUGGCUAUCUAAAACGGUAUUUACCGACUUCGCUGACUGAUGAAAGUUUUGACUGGGUAAUAAAUCAUUUGUCGGAUAAAUUUGGUACAAUGGACAUGCAGAUCAGCGAAUGGUUUAGAAAUUUAUCGAAUGUCAAAUUCUCGCCAUUUGCAUCGGUUUCGGAGAUAGCAUUGAGAUUGGAUCGAUUGAUAUUUCAAGCGAAAGAGUUGGGUGUUUCCCAGGAUCAACUGAGAUUACCGUUUAUUGAAGCAAUGAAGUCAGUGAUCAGUUCACAUAAACGAUUGGAAACUGCCAUUUUACCAGUGAUUAAUAAGCCUCCGUCAGAAAUUAUUGAAAUUCUCAAACAAUUAGCGGAUGGUGAGUUAAUUUUGGGAUCGAGAAAACAAUCAUCAAGUAUCAACAGUUUUGGGUGGCAACGACGUGAUAGCUUUAGGAGAGAAUCUGCUUGUAUAUUUUGCAACAAGGAUGGUCAUUUAUCGUUUAAAUGUAAUAUUGGUUCAGCUGAAAGUCGAAGAAAUGUGGCUGUUAACAAAAGAAUUUGCUUUCGUUGCCUGAAACCUGGUCAUGUUGGUGUUAAAUGUACAUCGAAAAUAAAGUGUAACAAGUGCAAUGGCAGUCAUUCAUCGGCUUUGUGUUUAAAGAAACCAACUUUGCACAACAUGGAAUUGGACGACGAGGAAAGGUCAUCUUCUAAUCAACAACAAGAAGCAGCUAUUAAAAUGGUGUCAAAAGAAUGGUUGGUUCCGUGCUCUAAUGUGAUAAAAUUGGGCAAUGAUUCUUCGUUCAAAAGUCUCGGGAGGGCUAAAUUGUCAUUGACUAUUGGAAAUGCGGUUAAAUCGGUGGACAUGAUAGUGGUUAAUCAACUGGCGCACGAUGUUAUGAUUGGUUUGGAUGUGAUCAAAGAAUUCGGUCUCGAACAGCGAAAAGACUUGAAUGUCUAUUUGGAUGGAAUUUGUAUUACAGAAAAUCGUGCUGAUCGGAAUUUAACAAAGCAGGUGUCGAUAAAUAUGAUGUCUGGAUCGCCGUGUGAUGGUGGAAAUGAUAAUGUUUUGGCCGACACAUUGAGUAGAAUCCAAUUGAAUUUAUUGUCCGAUACGGUUGAGGAAACUAUGGAUGAUACUAUUAAAAAAGAUCCUGGUAAUUUUCAAAAGAUUGACGGUCGUUGGUUUCGAGUGGAGGACCAGAAAAAACGUUUGUAUAUCAGGGACCAAGUGGAGCAGAUGGAAAUAUUGAAAUCGAUUCACGAAUAUGGCCACUUCGGUUUGUUUCGAAACCAAGAGGAACUACGCAAGCGUUUUUGGUGGCCAAAAUGGAAGGACGAUUUGAAACAAUUUUUAAAAAAGUGUGUGCGUUGUGCGGCUUACAAAGAUGAUAUUGAACGUACACGGUUGCCUAUGAUUUGUGGUGAAUCGGAAAUGGAUAAUUGGCAUAGGAUCGGACUGGACAUUUGUGGUCCUUUUGAAAAGUCGUUAGAUGGUAAUCGGUAUAUGGUUUUAGCUCAGGAUUAUGCUUCAAGGUUUCUGGUAGGUACAUCUAUGUCGGAUGUGAAAGCAGAGGUGGAUAGAAUCGAUGGACCAAAUUGUAUUAUUCUGGAUAGUCGAAAUAACAAAAGAUCAAUCCAUCGCAAUCAUAUCAAAAAAUGUGAAUCGGGUAUAAAUCUUCCUUUGGAUGUUAUUAGAGACAGAGGUCGGCCAGCUCUUAGAGCUGAGCCUGGGGGGAGGUGUGAUGGCGCGUCUAGCGCCAGCAGACUUUCUGGUGACAUUUAGUCACCAGUGUUGUAUAUAAUAGACGAUGAUUUGGUAUAAUAAAGCAUUGUUGUUAUUUUUGCCAACAGGCUUGUGUUAUUAUUAUUUGAUGUU